GGGGCCGGGCGAGGCGCUUUUGUUCGGGCGGCGGCGGUGGCGGGGCGGACAUGGCGUUCGUACCGGGGCAGCCGGUCACCGCCGUGGUGCAAAGAAUUGAAAUACAUAAGCUUCGUCAAGGUGACAAUUUAAUUCUGGGAUUCAGCAUUGGGGGUGGCAUUGAUCAGGACCCUACUCAGAAUCCUUUCUCUGAAGAUAAGACUGACAAGGGUAUCUAUGUAACAAGGGUGACACAGGGAGGCCCGGCAGAAGUUGCAGGACUCCAGAUUGGAGAUAAGAUCAUGCAGGUGAAUGGCUGGGAUAUGACAAUGGUGACCCAUGACCAGGCCAGGAAGAGGCUGACCAAAAGGAAUGAGGAGGUGGUACGGCUGCUGGUGACCAGGCAGUCCCUGCAGAAGGCUGUGCAGCAAUCCAUGAUGUCCUAAUCCAUCAUCCAGCUGGGGAGGGGGUGGGAAGGGAGAUGUAUAGACUGCUAUCAAAGAAAGAAGCAACUAUUAGACUGGAACAGGUUGUCUGGAAGGAGUGCAUGUUCCUACCUGUGGUAAACACUACUUUUUUAUUUUAACUUCUUCUGGUGUAACUGGCAGUAGUAAAACAAUACUCCCCUCAGCAGAGUGCUUCUCUAAAGUCUGCCCUGCAGGUACAUGGCAAGACUUCUGUAGUCAUGACUUUCAGGACAGGACAGACCCAAGUUAUCUAAGAGCAACUGGAAAAGCCUUAACUUGGACAGGAUUCUUCUGUAGCACAAAAGCCUCCUAUUUUAGGAGGAAAUGUGGUUUCUGCUAUGGGAGACCAGAGGGUUUGCUGUGCCUAAGCUUUUAGAAGGGAGCUGUCCUGUCCCCCACAUUGCUACCAAAUUCAUAUGCCAGAGUUAAGAGCUGCACAGUGCUGUGGGGAGGAGCACUGUACUAAUCCUUCACUGUGUGCAAGAUAGAGAGUGGCUGAAAGGUUUGGGGCAUUACAGUUUCCUACAAAGAUUCCCUGGACAAAGCAGCCUCUUGAGGCAAGAAACAGCUGAGUAACAAACAAGUGUUAGAUCAAUGCCUGUGAAGUACACUACAAUUUAAUGGACACUACAGUUCAACCUCACUGGCAGGGUAAAACCUGAAUUCUCCUUACUCCCAGUUUGUACCAUCAGCUGAAUUGAGUUUAAUUGAGCAGGAAACAAAGCAAUGUUCCUGAACCUACCAGAAAUGCUGCUCAUAGCUGUAGAGUUUUCAGGCCUUCAUUCCACUUCUAUCUGACUUGAAAUGGGAGGGAUUUUGGUUUGUGUUUUAGAAGUUUCUGCUUAAAUCAGUGAUUUAUUGGAUGGAAGAGAUCACUAUGCCAGUAAUUUGCAGAAGUGCCUCUUGACCAAAUUUAAACUUCUAGUAGGAUACUAAGUGUUUUAAAUCAACAUGCCACAGGACUGAAGAGUCUUGCUGCAACUCUAAGUCCAUGAUCUAGCAUCCUGUGGUUUGUUAGCCAGUUAGCUUUACAAUUAUCCAAAACCUGGAGUUUUUAAUCCUUUUCAGUUGAUCUAUACAUAUCUAUAGUUUCUUUAAGCAGCCUUGAGGUAAGCUGUUGUAAAUAGAGCAUGAGGAGGUGGCCAACUAAUUUAUUCAGUACCUCACUGCAGCAGAUGCCUACUUACCAAUUUUAUAUCUCUGGAAUUACUACAAUUCUGCUUUGGAAUUUUGUAAUUUAAGAAUUCAGUAGUAAAUUUUAAGUCUUUCAAGUUGGAGUUAUUUUUGUUACUAUAAAGAUACACUGCUAUUUGUACUGCUUUUUUCACUUGAUUUUACACACAAUAAAACAAAAUUGGUUUUCCUGA
Messenger RNA from Lonchura striata (white-rumped munia), 1813 nucleotides. RefSeq names its product Tax1 binding protein 3 (gene TAX1BP3). The record is from RefSeq and is a predicted model, not a curated record. Gene Ontology annotation, molecular function: protein kinase binding. Gene Ontology annotation, biological process: establishment or maintenance of epithelial cell apical/basal polarity; cell-cell adhesion; receptor clustering. Lineage: Eukaryota; Metazoa; Chordata; Aves; Passeriformes; Estrildidae. Gene Ontology annotation, cellular component: basolateral plasma membrane; postsynaptic membrane; adherens junction.